UGGAGUCAAACCCGCUGUAACUGAACCAGUGACGGAACCCGCAUUGCAUCACAGAAUCAAUUCCUGGCCAGUGCACGCGCCCCAGGCUCUGCCGGCUUAAUUACUCCUUUACCUUUCAACGCGUGCUGUGCACACUAAUCGGAACCGUUUAAGUGAUGCAUUAACACCGUCAAGUAGCCUAUGUGUUAAGGAAAGCGCUCGCUUUUUUCUGUUUCUUUUUUUUUCUUUUUUCUUUUAAGUUUAGCUUCCAGUCUGAGGCGAAUUCAAAGACGAGCGAGAGGCAUCAGCAACAGGGCACUGACAAUUCACCGGCGUGGACAAUUACACAGAAAGUAUCUCGAUCAUCAAUCGAGCAAUUGGUACCGAACAUCACGGACGUCAUUACUGGAUAUUGAUUGCGUUGCUCUAAUUGUGUGGAGAUUUCUUAACAUUUUUUGCGUCAUUAAAUGGAGCGGCGUAGGUGACGUUUGGACUGUUGCGUUCGAGAGGAGCUCUUACUCAAGACUAAAAGCCGGCGCGGAAAAAUAUGUAUGGACGCUACACACAGGAGUUGGGGGCCUAUGCCAAAGAAGAGGCAGCUCGUCUGCGUGAGGAUGGAGCGCUGCGAAGGACCACCAGUGUGCGUGGCCAGGCUCCAGAACUGCUGGAGUAUGAGAAGAAUCCAUGUGCCAAGUGUCAAGUCUGUACAUCACGAUGUAAGAAGUUCCUGAUUUCCCGUGUGGGUGAAGACUGGAUCUUCCUCAUCCUCCUGGGGCUUCUCAUGGCAUUGGUCAGCUGGGCUAUGGACUACACUAUUGCCUUCUGCCAGCAAGCACAGAAGUGGAUGUAUGUUGGUCUGCACAGUAACAUUCUGCUGCAAUACCUGGCCUGGGUCACCUAUCCAGUAGUUCUCAUCACCUUCUCUGCCGGAUUCACACAGAUACUGGCACCACAGGCAGUGGGAUCUGGGAUCCCAGAGAUGAAGACCAUCCUCCGAGGUGUUGUGCUGAAAGAGUACCUCACUUUCAAAACCUUUGUUGCCAAAGUGAUUGGCUUAACUUGUGCCCUUGGAAGUGGCAUGCCUCUGGGCAAAGAGGGACCAUUUGUUCAUGUUGCCAGUCUGUGUGCUGCUCUGUUAAGCAAAUUCAUGGCCUUGUUUGGAGGAAUCUACAUGCUGAAGGAAGAGCCCUUUGAGGGAAACAAGAAUGAGCUGAGAAACACAGAGAUGCUGUCAGCCGCCUGUGCCGUGGGGGUGGGCUGUUGCUUUGCGGCCCCUAUUGGAGGAGUGCUGUUUAGUAUUGAGGUCACAUCUACGUUCUUUGCCGUGAGGAACUACUGGAGAGGAUUCUUUGCCGCAACCUUCAGUGCCUUUAUCUUCAGGGUGCUGGCAGUGUGGAAUAACGAUGAGGAGACGAUCACAGCUCUCUUUAAAACACGCUUUCGUCUGGACUUUCCCUUUGACCUACAAGAGCUUCCAGCUUUUGCUGUGCUCGGAAUUGCCAGUGGUUUUGGAGGGGCGUUGUUUGUGUACCUCAACAGGAUCAUCGUGGAGUCUAUGAGAAAACAGAAAACCAUCAACAAAUUUUUGCUGAAAAAAAGACUAGUGUAUCCGGCAGUGGUCACUCUUCUUAUCUCUACACUGACCUUUCCUCCAGGGUUUGGACAGUUCAUGGCAGGCCAGCUUACUCAACACGAGUCUCUAGUGGCACUGUUUGACAACCUGACCUGGUACAAGCAAGGUGUUGCGGAGGAGUUUGCGUACUCAAGUCAUGUACCUCAGGCCUGGAAGCACCCACAAGUCAGUGUGUUCAUCACACUCCUCCUCUUCAUUGUCAUGAAGUUCUGGAUGUCAGCUGUGGCCACAACAAUGCCUGUGCCUUGUGGGGCUUUCAUGCCGGUUUUCCUCAUUGGGGCUGCAUUCGGUCGACUGGUCGGCGAGAGUAUGGCCGCUGUCUUCCCCGAAGGGAUACACGCCGACAACACUGUAUAUCCCAUAGUUCCCGGCGGAUACGCGGUCGUUGGGGCGGCGGCUCUUUCUGGCGCAGUCACUCACACCGUGUCCACCGCCGUCAUUGUGUUCGAACUGACCGGUCAAAUCUCCCACAUCCUGCCCGUGAUGAUCGCUGUGAUAUUGGCCAAUGCCGUGGCUCAGAGUCUACAGCCUUCCCUCUAUGAUUCCAUCAUCCGGAUCCAGAAACUUCCCUACCUGCCAGAGCUGGGCUGGGGACAGGAAAAAUAUAAUAUCCGUGUGGAGGACAUAAUGGUGAGAGACGUGCGGUAUAUCACGCUCUCCUCCUCUUACCGGGAUCUGCAGGAAGCUCUCGUAACAGGCCAUCUUAAAACCCUGGCCCUGGUGGAGUCCAAAGAGUCCAUGAUCCUGCUGGGUUCUAUAGAGCGCUCCCAGCUACAGUCGCUGCUCUCGCUGCAGCUCGGCCAACCUCGCAGGAUGGACUUCUUGAGAGAACGCGCUCAGGACAACGGCACCCAUGUGCCCAACUUCGCCCAAGACUCUCCCCCCAAGACUGGGCAUGGCGUACGUUUCCUGAUCUCCACUGAAGAGUCCUCAUACAGCCCCACGCUGACUAACUCCCAGAUCCCCCUCAAGUCUGCUCUGAAGACAGUGUCUGCAAUCAGCAACACAGAGUCACUGAACAGCUCUCCAAAUCUCUCCUCUGGGGAACCUGUGAAGGAGCAAGUAGAGAGUAAUGCUGGCCCCAAGGCUCAUAAGAGGAGCAGGAGGCCCAAGCGUGUGAAGAUACCCAUGAUGGAUACACCUGAUGUAGAAGAUGACAUGUCAACUGCAGAGAUAACAGAGUGGGAGGAGCAACAGUUGGAUGAGGCUAUUAAUUUCAACAACUGUAAAAUAGACCCCGCCCCCUUUCAGCUGGUGGAACGAACAUCUUUGCAUAAGACACACACCAUUUUCUCACUGCUUGGCCUGGAUCAUGCCUACGUCACCAGCACCGGACGUCUAGUAGGCGUCGUCUCUUUGAAGGAGCUGCGUAAGGCCAUCGAGGGCUCUGUAACUGUGACCGGAGUGAAAGUCCGUCCCCCGCUGGCCAGCUUUCGCGACAGCGGCAACAGCAGCAGCGUCUCGGAGGUCACAGAGCUCCACAAGUUCUGGAGUCGUCACAAGAGCCUGUCUCUGCCGCGGGAACCCAACCUCCCCGACCUGGAAGACCAAACGGAGCAGCCGUCUGAGGCCAGCUUUGUGAAUGAGACGGAGUGCACAGAGCUGUCCAGUCAGAACAGCCCCUCUCACACAGACGACCAAUCAGAGCUGCCCUACACCGAUGCUACGCCCCAAGAGGAGCAGCUACCGCGGCUCCCCUGUGACUGUACCCUCCCGAUGGAGGACGGAGACUCGGAGGCGGUCAGCGAGCAGUGCCCAGCUCCCAAUGAGGAAGCGGAGAAAGAGGGAGACCCCUCGCCGUCAGCCGGUCAGCCGGAAUGACAGCUGCUUGCGGUUGGUAACGCACACUCCAUUUACACCAUAAGCGGGAUUGUGAAGUCAGGUUGAGGAGAACCUGGAGGGAGUUUUUACGCAGUGAAGCACACUCUCUGCUCCGUACCAAUCAAACCAACCCCAAUCGCUGGUCCUGCCUUCACACGAAACACGCCGUGUGUGGGGUGCCAUAGAUACGCGCUGCAGUUUGAGUGCCGUGUGGCUUUGGAUAUGUUCGGGACUCAUGAGCGAUUGUCUGUUCGUACGCGUGUGUUCAUAAAUUUGCGUGUUUGUUCGUUUAUGGCCUUGUGGGUCAUUUCUUUUUGUGUCUGUGAGUUGAUUUCAUUGGGUUAGAUUAAUUUAAACCAGUUUAUGUUCGAGCUUUUUGUUGCUCGUGCGGGUUUUCAUCAUAAGUGUGUUUGUUCGUUGAUUUGUGGCUUCACGCCACAUUUGUUUGUGUGUGUGUUUUUUCCCUUCUUUACGCAAGCGACAGAGUGUGCGUAAGAAAAGCAGAGUGUGUGUGCGAGAGUGACUCAGCUGCACCUAGCCAACGCACCCAUCUGGUGCCGACACUUUAAAUCCAAAUAAAAUUGUCUCCGAGAGCCAAACUACAAUUUUGCUCUAAAUAUAGCCCUUAAUAACCCACACUGCAAGGAAACACGGAGGGAGAGAGUGGGGGGAAAAGAAAGGGAGCGGGUGGGCAAGAGAGUACACAGAAGACAUGGAGAGAACAAGAACAUGAUGCAAAAUGAGAGAAAGAAAGGAAGAAAGGAAGAAAGAAAGAGUCGUGGAAAGGCAGGAGAACGAUGGGAGAGUGGGGUAAAACUGUGAUGCUUUUUACUAAGUUUGUCAGCUAGGAAAGAAGAAACAAGUAAUCAGGCAAAUGAAUAUGCCUGAUUAUAUUUCAGAAUACAUACAGUAGGGGCACAGAAAUAUGACUUCUCAAGAAAAAUUAUCCAUUGGCACAACUUACCCCACAUGAGGAGUAAGAUGCGUCAUAAUAAGGGGUAAGUUGAACCAUUAGGGAACGUUUGAACUAUAUUCAUUAUAUAUUUUGAAAAUUUUAUAUUAUUUCAUUCAAAUUUUUAUUUUGCGGAAUGGGAUUCACAUUUUCAUAAAAUAACUAGAAAACAUGUGUAUUUGCAUGUAGUAGAACAAUAAUCAACAUUUUAUCAUACUAUUUGUUUUUUCAUGCUUUGGAUGCAAAAUUCAUCCUUAAUGUAUUUUCAAUCCCACUGUCACCUUUUACCAUGAAGCACCUGACACACUUUCCCCCAAAGCUAAGAUUUUGGGGGAAACAACAUCUAUAUAGUUAUUAUUCGUGACAUGAUUUAAUAAUUCAUUCCAGCUUUUAUUUUAUACAUUCGCAAUUCAUCAAAAUGUGUGAUGUAUGGACAGUACUGUCCAAUAGUCUUGGGCACUUUAAAGGAGUAGUUCACU
This is a messenger RNA of Pimephales promelas (fathead minnow), 4864 nucleotides long. It is a transcript of the gene clcn2a, whose product is annotated as chloride voltage-gated channel 2a. Gene Ontology annotation, molecular function: voltage-gated chloride channel activity. Lineage: Eukaryota; Metazoa; Chordata; Actinopteri; Cypriniformes; Leuciscidae. The record is from RefSeq and is a predicted model, not a curated record. Gene Ontology annotation, cellular component: plasma membrane. Gene Ontology annotation, biological process: transmembrane transport; chloride transport.